Phragmites australis (common reed) is the source of this 2068-nucleotide messenger RNA. RefSeq names its product F-box protein At2g26850-like. Gene Ontology annotation, molecular function: protein binding. Bases 485 to 1771 code for a protein of 428 amino acids. The record is from RefSeq and is a predicted model, not a curated record. The transcript has 5 exons. Lineage: Eukaryota; Viridiplantae; Streptophyta; Magnoliopsida; Poales; Poaceae.
AUCCUACACAGUAACACACCUGCGCCGCCAAUGGCAGUGAGCAGUAACACACCUGCGCCAGCCACUGCGUGUUCUUGGCGUACAAAAGAUAGGAGCAGGACGAGUGUAGUACUACUAGUACUAGUACUAGUGGAGUAGACAGUGGUGCUUUUGGGUGGGGCUGGCUGGAUUGCUUGCCUGGCCUGGCUCCUCAAAAGCAGAGGGGGGAAGGAAGGGAAGGCAGCUGCAGCGAGCAGCGCGGAGGAGAGGAAGGCAGGAAUCAUUCGGCCGCAAAGCUGCCGUCGGCACCUCCGCACCACUGUUCCCGCUUUCCGGGGCCGGGCGGGACCGCGCGAGCCUAUCCAACCCCCGCGCGUACGUCCGCUCCCUCGCCGUGUCCGCGUCUGCGUAGUUGAACGCGGGCGCAUCGGGAUUUUGGUGGCGCUGCCAUCGCACCUCCACCACCAUCGCCGCCUUUGUUGUGUUGAUUGGUACGAGCCCUGAGAUGUUUCCGCUGCUGCUUAUAUCCACCAUCCCGGCCUUCACGCUGCUCCUCGUCGCGCCCGCCACUAAGCCCUGCUGCAAGCUCGUGCGCGAGCUCGGGCUCCUCGCGCUGCUGCUCGUGCGGGAGCUGCUGCACCACUCCACCGCCGCGGGGAGGAAGGAGCGGGAGCGCGGGGCGAGGAUGAUUUCUCAGCCGUUCAAGGCGAAGCCCGCGGCGGCGACCGCAUUGGUGGUGCCGAAGGAGGACGUGGCCGCGGGCCUCCCGCUGCUCGACCUGCCGGAGCUGGCGCUGGACCGCGUACUGGAGGAGCUCGCCCCAGCGUCGCUCGCCGCGAUGGCGUGCGUGUGCGCCGCGCUCAGGGACCGCUGCUCAGCUGACACCCUGUGGGAGCGCCACCUGCGCCGGAAGUGGGGGCUCGUGCUCGGCGCCGCAGCGCGGAAGGAGUGGGAGGCGGAGCUGGGCGCCAAGGGGAGCCGCGCCGGCCCGCCGAGGCCGAGCCGCCGCAGGAGCUGGGUGGACUCGCUGGCCUGCGCGUCGCCGUUCUCCUGGAUCGGCUGCCGCUGGCUCAAGGGCGACGCCACCGCCACCCCCGCAUCUGCCGCCGAGCCCGCCCCCGCCGCGCCGGCGGUGGACACGGUGGCUGCGUGGUACCGCGCUCUCGAGUGCGGCGAGUUCUGGUUCCCCGCGCAGGUGUACAACCGCGAGCAGGACGGGCAUGUCGGCUUCGUGCUCUCGUGCUACGACGCGCACCUCCGCUAUGACAGGCGAACUGACACCUUCACCGCGAGGUACCCGCCGCACGGCCGGAAGCCGGCGAAGGAGGAGGACGGCGUGCAGUGGAGCAGGAUCCGCGCCCCGCCGGUGAGCACGCCGCCGCACGAUCUGCAUGUGUCGGACUGCCUGGAGGAGCUGCGUCCGGGUCACCACUUCGAGAUCCAGUGGCGCAAGAACAAGGAUUUCCCCUACGGUACAUGCUCACAUCAUCUGCGAAAGGCAGCUAAAGUUUAUCCUUGUAUUGCUUCUGGCUGGUGGUAUGGUGUCGUGGGUCACCAGGAGUCGUGCAACGCGAACGAGCAUCUGUGUCGCUGCCACGAAGACGAUAUGGUGGUCCUGGAGUUCCAGCACUACGCCCCAGGCUCGCGAUGGAGGCAGACCACUGUGAGCAGGAAGGAUCACAGAGAGAAAGGGGACGAGACGGACGGUUUCUACGGAGGCAUCAGGAAGCUCCAGAGCAAAGACGAGAUAUCGACGUGGCGAAGGUUCUGGCCGGUUGAUGUCAUCAACUGAAGAUAAUUUUCGCGCUCUGCGCAUCUCCACCCCAAAUUCCCGAUGUACAGUUCUGGAGAGCUGCAGCAUUCGUCCGAACAACUCUGAAACCCUUCACAUGUCUGAAGGAUCUUUUUUGCUACAGAUAUUUGAUGCAGAAGAAUUACUCUGUCCAAUAUUAUUAGAACAAGAAUAGUCUACGAACGAUGUACAGAUUUAUCCAGUUUUCGCCUUGUGCUGUCGUAUCCUGGUGGUUUAUGUAACAUGAUUCUUCAGAAUGUAAUGCCAUAAAUUGCGAUCCAGCUAAUUUUAGUCUUU